This is a messenger RNA of Soboliphyme baturini, 803 nucleotides long. NCBI's taxonomy places the organism in Eukaryota, Metazoa, Nematoda, Enoplea, Dioctophymatida, Soboliphymatidae. The record is from the annotation of a GenBank genome assembly.
AUGUUUAUCGAGCAGUCGAUAAAGGCUGUGAAAUCUGGAAAAUCUGAGCGUACACACAAGCGACGAGCGGGCGUGAUGACUACCGAGAAAGGCGCCGAAAACAGAGGGUUCGAAGACGACACGGCUGCGGUCGAAGAGACCAAUGGCCAGCCAACGGAUCAAGUGACGCGUGACCGAAAAGCGGCUGUCGAUGGACAAGUCGAACUGCAAGAUAUGCCAGUGCCUACCUCAACGCAGGAAGCGAAGAUCGACGACGACCUACACGCAGCUGCUGAGGAGCACAGGUGCACAGGCUGGAUUGGCAGGUGCCAGUCGGUCUGUUCUGGCUUCAGCAGCCGACAUCAGCUCUGCCUAUCCUGGAUCAGAACCUCGACGCUGCUGGUUCUGUUCCACGCCUACUUCGUCGUCGCAGUCGUUCAUGAUUUUGAGAAGGCGAAAACGCUGGUCGUCCUCACCGUCCUCGGAUGGGUCGGCGUCUUCUACAUCAAAGUGUUCAAAGUUUACUGUGUCCCCUACCUGGAAAAGAUUCUACUAUCGCCGCUCAGAAAACGCGUCUAUCAAAUUUGGGGCCGCAAGUGGUUCAGAAUGAUGAUUUACUGCUGUCUCGCUGCAGCGUUGAUCGCGUGUGUCCUUGGCAUUACGGCGCCUAAUUGGGAACGACUGACUCCGGUUUGUGGCUUGGUCGUCUUCGUUCUAUUCCUCUUCCUAUUCUCUAAGAGUCGUUCAAAGGUAAGAAGCUCAAAACCUGAAAGCACAGACAAUGGGCACUUUUUCGGAAUCGAGGAAUUCACAGAUGACUAAAA